Nematocida minor is the source of this 1428-nucleotide messenger RNA. Its product is annotated as ATP-dependent RNA helicase DDX49/DBP8. The transcript has a single exon. Gene Ontology annotation, molecular function: ATP binding; nucleic acid binding. The record is from RefSeq and is a predicted model, not a curated record. Lineage: Eukaryota; Fungi; Microsporidia. Bases 1 to 1428 code for a protein of 475 amino acids.
AUGGCUUUUUCAGCGUGCGAGAAAAUAAACGACAUACUCAGCAGAAUUGGGUUUAAAAAGAGGACGCGCAUACAGGAGAGGCUGCUUCCGUUUACCGAGAAAAGAGACAUUAUGGGGCUGUCGGAAACGGGGACGGGAAAGACCGCGUGCUUUGUCAUUCCGCUUGUGGAAGAGCUUGCAGAGGACCCGUUUGGAGUGCACUCUUUGAUACUUACCCCAACAAGAGAGCUUGCAAUGCAGACAAAAGAGAAGGUGGACAUCAUCGGCAACUAUUUCGGCAUCAAGUGCGAGAUCCUGCACGGGGGACUGGAUGUCCACAAGCAGGUUGCUCUUCUGCAGAAAAAGCCGCACAUUGUGAUAGCAACGCCGGGGCGGCUGGCUGCAAUGCUGUGCAGCGAGCAGAGCAUCCUGGCCUUCAAAAGAGCCAAGAAGAUAGUGCUGGACGAGGCAGAUCUUCUGCUGAACGGAGACCAAGCUCUGUCUGUGCACAAGAUUCUCAGCAUACUCACAGAGAGAACGAAGAACGUGCAGCUUCUUCUUUUCUCAGCAACAGACAUAGCUCCUCGCGUGCUGGUUAAGGUGAGGGAUAGAGACUACAAGCUCAGCGCAAGAAAGAAACAGGAGCGCAUUGCUUCAGAGGCUGGUCCAUCGGAUAGCGAACAUCAGAGCCAGACAAACAGUAUGGAUGAAGAGAAUACAGAAAAUAUAAGCGUAAAGGACAGCGAUGCUGAAAAGGACGGUAAUAAGCCAGAUAAAGCACCCAUGCACAUUGAUGACAUCAUUGAAAAGACCAGCUGCCCUGCGCUAUGGAGAAUGAUUUAUUCUAGAAACUUUUACACGAUUGACACAAGGGUCUCUGCAGUCCCAAAGAGCAUUACCCAGGAGUAUGCUUUCGUGCACAGACAGGCAAAGGAUGCAUACCUAGCCGGCCUGCUCAUGCAGGAGUACAAGGACGCAAAGGUGAUGGUGUUUAUGAACAAGGCGGAUAACUGUGCCGUGCUGUCCGAGGUUCUUCAGGAGCUGGGAAUAAACGCAGUGGGGCUGAGCAGACACACAGACAACAAGACAAGGCACAGCUCGUUCUACCGGUUUAGAUCAGGCCUGGCCAAAGUGCUCCUCACAACCGACGUGCUCUCCAGAGGGCUUGACAUCAAAGACAUCUCGUGUGUUAUAAACUACGAUCUUCCCAAUGACUUCACAGACUACAUACACCGUAUAGGAAGAACGGGAAGGCUGGACCAGAGCGGGUAUGCGCUCUCUUUUGUCUCUGCAGUUGAUGUCUCCAUCCUGCAAGACAUCCAGAGACAGACUGCCACAGAGAUGGCAGAGAAAGAGCUAAAGCCGCUCACCACAGCACGGCUUAUGAACAAAAUUGCCACACACAGGGAGUUUGUUACAGCCCGGAUAGAAAAGGCCUUGUCCAGAUAG